Messenger RNA from Xenopus laevis (African clawed frog), 3388 nucleotides. RefSeq names its product sorting nexin 13 S homeolog (gene snx13.S). Gene Ontology annotation, cellular component: organelle; early endosome. The coding region runs from base 313 to 3246 and encodes 977 amino acids. Lineage: Eukaryota; Metazoa; Chordata; Amphibia; Anura; Pipidae. Gene Ontology annotation, molecular function: phosphatidylinositol binding. The record is from RefSeq and is a predicted model, not a curated record. The transcript has 27 exons.
CGGCAACUGGGCCCCGCCCCUGACAUACGCGAAAGACCAGAGACAGCCAAUUGCUAUUCGGAUUGACAUCACUUGUGUGUAAUCUUGUUAUUGCCCUGUUCCAGUAUGGCGGCUCUUCCGGAGACAGCCAGACGACUGGGGCGGGUCAAACAGUGAAGGCUACCGGAGCCCAGAGGUACGGGGCAAGGGCCAGGCCCGGAGUGGAUUAAUACGUGUGAAGGGGACGGAAGCCGUGUAGGACCGGCCUUGUCUCUGUAGACUUAUGAUGCGGUGGUGUUAGAGGGAAAGGGAGCCCCCCGGACGAAUUUAAGGAUGAUCCCAAAGGAGCCUUGUCUUGAUGAAAAGAAUAAAAAAGAGGAUGUAGCCAGAUGCAUUUUAAAGGCCAGUCUUUCCAUAUGGGGAUGGGGGAGUCUUGGCGUUGUGCUGUUCCUGAUCAAGUUUGGACCUUUUGCUAUAUUCUACUUUGCCUUUUACAUACUAUGCUUUGUUGGAGGGGGUUUUGUGGUGACUAUCCUUUUUGGCAAAACCAGUUCAGAACGAUACUUAGAAAGGUGUGAGCACUCAUUUCUACCAUCAACAUCUACUGGCAUUCCUAAGUGUUUGGAAGAAAUGAAACGUGAACCUAGAACCAUUAAGAUUGACAGAAGAAUAACAGGUGCUAGUAUGAUUGAUGAGCCCCUGCAACAGGUUAUACAGUUUUCAUUGAGGGAUUAUGUCCAGUACUGGUAUUACACACUAAGUGAGGAUGAAUCGUUUCUCCUUGAAAUCAGGCAAACUGUCCAAAAUGCGCUUGUACAGUUUUCUACUAGGUCAAAAGAAAUUGACUGGCAGCCUUAUUUUACCACCCGUUUAGUGGAUGACUUUGCCACUCAUCUUAGAGUGUUCAGAAAAGCGCAACAAAAAAUGGCAGAAAAGGAGGAUCAAAUGAAAGGUACAGAUAAAGCUGAAGCUUUUAUAGAUACUUUUUUUGAGGUUGAAGUUGACAUGCAAAAAUGUGUCUGCCGUGACCUUGUCUGCACUUCAUCCAAAGACGAGGAAGGGUGCCUAAAGGAUUUAUGUGAAGUUUUACUGUAUUUAUUGCUACCUCCUGGAGACUUCCAGAAUAAAAUCAUGCGAUAUAUUGUGAGGGAAAUCCUUUCACGAGGAAUUCUUCUUCCUUUAAUAAACCAGCUCAGUGAUCCUGAUUAUAUUAAUCAAUAUAUCAUUUGGAUGAUUCAUGAUUUCAGUUGCAACUAUGAGGCCUUUAUGAAUGUUAUUAAAUUAAGUGACAAUAUAGGAGAAUUGGAAGCUGUGAGAGACAAAGCUACAGAAGAACUGCAGUAUCUUCGUUCUUUGGAUACUGUUGGAGAUGAUAUCAACACUAUAAAAAAUCAGAUAAACAGCUUACUCUUUGUAAAGAAAGUUUGUGAAACAAGAAAACAGAGAUUGCAGUCGGGAAAAGAAAUUGACACUGUGAAGUUGGCUGCAAACUUUGGAAAACUUUGCACAGUCCCCUUGGACAGAAUUCUUAUAGACAACGUUGCACUACAGUUUUUUAUGGAUUUUAUGCAGCAGACCGGAGGGCAAUCACAUCUCUUCUUCUGGCUGACGGUUGAAGGAUACCGGGUCACAGCGCAGCAGCAACUUGAAGUUCUGCACAGCCGACAAAGGGAUGGAAAGCAUCAAGCCAACCAAACAAAAGGCUUGCUAAGAGCUGCAGCAGUUGGAGUGUAUGAACAGUAUUUAUCUGAGCAGGCAUCACCUAGAGUCCACGUUGAUGACUACUUAUUAGCAAAGCUUGAAGAGACCUUGAGCAGCGAGAACCCAACACCUGAGAUUUUUGAUGACAUACAGAGAAAGGUUUACGACAUGAUGCUGCGCAAUGAAAGAUUUUACCCAUCGUUCCGGCAGAACACUCUCUAUAUCCGAAUGCUGGCAGAGCUCGACAUGUUAAAGGAGCCAAGUUUUAAAGGGUCAGAUGAUGGAGAUGGAGAAUCUUUCAACGGGUCGCCUAAUGGCAGUAUACAUUCGUCUCUAGAUGACCUGACCAGCUCAGAUGAGCUAUUGCAGAUCAAUGCUUUUAUUUCUGACACUGGAGUGUGUAAUGAACAUGGCAAAACCUAUGCACUGUACACCAUCACUGUCCAGCGAAGAAGCUUAGAAGCCGUUGAAGACAUGUGGAAAACAUAUCGCCGUUACAGUGACUUUCACGACUUCCACAUGCGAAUCACGGAACAGUUUGAGAACCUCGCAAGCCUUUUGAAGCUGCCUGGGAAGAAGACGUUUAACAAUAUGGAUAAAGAAUUUCUAGAAAAACGGAGAAACGAUUUAAAUGCGUAUUUACAGCUGCUACUGAAUCCAGAGAUAGUGAAAGCGUGCCCUGCACUUGUUCAUUAUGUAUUUGACUUUCUUGAGAACAAAGCCUAUAGUAAGGGGAAAAGAGACUUUGCAAGGAAGAUGGAUACAUUUGUCAAUCCUCUGAGGAACUCAAUGAGGAACGUCUCCAAUGCGGUUAAGUCAAUUCCUGAUAGUUUCGCUGAAGGAAUGAAUAAAAUGUCCGAUAACAUGGGGAAAAUGUCAGAAAAAAUUGGACAAGAUAUAAAACACUCCUUCUUUAAGGCUCCAAUUCUUGUACCAAAAACGGAUGCAUUUCCAGAACACUACAGAGUAUCGGCACAACUGGACGACAAUGUGGAUGACAAUAUUCCGUUACGAGUGAUGCUUCUUCUAAUGGAUGAAGUUUUUGACUUGAAAGAAAGGAAUCAGUGGUUAAGAAGACAAAUUACAAGCCUUCUCCAGCAGCUCAUAAGAGCAACCUAUGGAGACACCAUUAAUAGAAAAAUUGUUGAUCAUGUGCAGUAUAUGACCUCCCCAGACCAAGUAGCAGAUUAUGUGAAACAGUUCAGAGAAUCAUUUUGGCCCAAUGGAAUAUUGGCGGAAUCAGUUCUACUCAGAGACCGAAGUAUUCGAAUGAGAACUAGAGUGGCAGCAAAGACCAAGCUGUUGGAAAUAAUGCCAGAUGAACUGAAGCAUAUCAUUGGUGCUGAAACAACUCGGAAAGGCAUCCUGCGGGUGUUUGAAAUGUUUCAGUACAACCAGCUGAACAGGAGACUUGUGUACGUUUUUUUAGAGGGCUUCCUGGAAACCUUAUUUCCACAGUAUAAGUUCCGUGAGCUUUUCUAUAAACUCCAUUCUCGAUCAGAGCGCAUGCAAAAAUAUAGACAGAGACCACAGCCUUCUCAAACGCCUUCUUUGCAGAAAAGGUGACACUACAGUUUGCCCAGAGGUGCCCUAAGAAACUCUUCAUUGUUUGAUCCAGGCAUUCCUGACUGUAGCUUGGGUAUGAUUGCCGGGGCUUCAAUACACCUACUUAGGUUUCUGCUCCAAUCAUAUAUUGUCAUAUACAGUA